AUGGUGAACCCCAAGGAAGGAUCCGAGGAGAAGGCAGCGCAAAAGGGCCCACAGGAGGGCGAACCAAAGGGGGUUCAGAUGGGUGAGCAGAAGUCCCCAUCAAAGGUAGCCCAAAUGAGUGAAGAGAAGAAUACACCAGAAGGAAACGAAACUAGUCCACAGAAAACGGAGGAGAAAAAUGUCUCCCAGGAUGACACGAAACAGGACAAUGCUAACGCGAACAAAGAAGACAAGCAGAAAAACGUAAAGGACUACAAUAACAUUAAUGACAUCAUCAGCUACAUUAUUAAAGUUGGUGUGUGGGAAAUGUACACUUACGAGUGGCUAAUGAACAGAAAAACCUUCCUUUACUACAAUACGUACGUAAAGAAUUAUUUUUUUUACGACAAGAACAACAAUUUGACGCCUUUUAAUGAGAGGUACUUUUUUUUAUAUGUAAUUACAUUUGAUAACACCGAUUUUGUAGCUAAUUUUUUUUUUAAAAAAAAUGAAAAAAAAAAUAACAUAAAAAAAAUAAAAUUAAGUAGUUACACAAAAACCAUGCAAGGAAGAAGAAAAAAACAGGAAGAUCGCUAUACAGUCAUUAAUGACAUGACCAAGUAUAUAGAUGCUUAUGAUUACAAAACAUUAUUUUUUUACAAAAGAAAUCCAUUUUAUUGCUUCUCCGUAAUUGAUGGACACCGAGGUAUAAAGGCAUGCGAAUAUUGCAUGACCCACAUUGUGAAGAAUAUUAUUUACUACUUUUAUAAUCAAGACAAUGUCAGACAGGAUGAAUUUAAACUUGGCCCCACGUCUGGCACGAAGGUUAAUAAACAGGAUCCCCCUGAUGGUCAAAGUUGCUCGGGUAAGGACGAUACCCAUAAAAGGGAGGUUCAGAGCACAUCGGCCAAAGGACGCACCCAGGAAGGAACCCAAGAUAGUGAAAAUAAAAACCGUGGUGAUAGCACCUCCACAGAAUUCUCCCACCACGAUUCUUCGACAGGGGAUGACAAGAAAGAUUCGCCAUCACGGAGCAACACACAAGAGAGCGAAAAGGAGGAAGGUAGAAGCAAGGACAAACGGGCGAUGGUAAAGGAAGAAAUUUCAAAAACUAAGAAGAGAAAAAUAGACAGCAGCGACAUAACAGAGAGUGAAGAAAAUCCAUCACAGAGAGAAAGCGAAGAUGAUGAUAAGAAUCGUAGCGAAGGAAACGUAAGCGCCUUUUGUGAUGAAAACUCCAGGGAAAAAAAGGAUCAAUGCACUGGUACCUCCAUAACGGAGGAUAAAGGAAAAGCAACAAGCGUCAAUACCAGUACAAGUGACCAAAAAAAACUUGUAUUUUUGGAGGACCUCACGGAUGAAGAAAUCAUCAAUUGUAUAAAACUCGCCUUUCUAAAAACAGACGAGCAGUUCCUUAAAAUUUCCAAAUUCCCAAAUCAUGGCUGCACCGUCAUUUCCAUCAUUGUCAUAAAGAACAAAAUGUUUAUUGCGAAUCUUGGGGACUGUCGGGCAAUAGGCAUCGUCAACGUGAACAACACUUUGAAAGCGGAAAUGCUAUCGCAGGACCAUAAGCCUAAUGAGCCCAGGGAAAGGGAGCGGAUAAAAAAAAUGGGAGGCGAAGUCAUCUGCAUGCAGAACGUGUACAGGGUUAAGGCUAACGCGAAGAAGACCAUUUCGGACCCUUCCAAUUUGCUGGAUCGCUUGCCAAUGAAGGAGGAAGUUUACCUUGCGGUUUCCAGAGCCAUAGGAGAUAAAGACUUCAAAGAGAACAACGUGGUUUCAGCCCUGCCGGAUGUCAUUUGCAGAGAGUUGUGCGACGCAGACAAAGGUAAAAAGGAGUUCGAAGGUGAAAAUGAAAAUGAAAAUGAAAAUGAAAAUGUUGAAUGUUCCGACCCCGCGGUAAGAGUCAAAGUGGAAGAAAACUAUUUCAAGGAAGGUGAGCCAUUUUUUUUUUCCGCGGAAGAGAUGAAUUACCUGUUUGUUGUUUUGGCUUGUGAUGGAGUAUGGGAUACCCUAUCCAAUAAGGACGUUGCCCAGAUUUUGCAAAGCUAUCAGCACGACCCGGACAAGGCCUGCAGCGAAAUUAUAAAAACGGCAUUUGCCUGCGGAAGUCAGGACAACAUAACCGCCAUUGUGUUAAAAUUUUACUAA
Plasmodium knowlesi strain H is the source of this 2130-nucleotide messenger RNA. Its product is annotated as protein phosphatase PPM9, putative. Gene Ontology annotation, molecular function: protein serine/threonine phosphatase activity. The coding region runs from base 1 to 2130 and encodes 709 amino acids. Lineage: Eukaryota; Apicomplexa; Aconoidasida; Haemosporida; Plasmodiidae. Gene Ontology annotation, biological process: protein dephosphorylation. The transcript is spliced from 6 exons. The record is from RefSeq and is a predicted model, not a curated record.